UACUGUUUCUUGUGGGGUGACUGAAAACGUCACUGAAUACAUAGGCAACAAAGAGCACUGGGUACGAGAGUUCAGCUGUGAUAGCAGACGUGGUUCGGAAUCAAGCAGACGUGGCGAUAAGAUCAGCCUAAAUUUGAGUUUGUGAGGGCCUCUCCACACCAAAAGGAUAUAAUAUUGAGAACAAGGUAUAACGACCGGCUCAUGGGUGAUUUUGGACUGGACACUAUCUCAAACGUAAGAGCUUUAUCGCCUGUGGAUUUUGACCAGCUUGCAAACAAUCAGUCCUUAUUCGCAUCGGACCCAUUCCCUAGUGUUUGUGGUGGUCAAAUCAUGCAAGAUGACACGCUGCUCGAAAAGCCUGCUUCUAAACAACAAUCACCCAAACAGCUACCCGUGUCCAUUGGCCAAGGAAAUUCAACCUCUGAACAAAAUGGAGAUAUAGUUACAAACACAGUAAAUGGAGGGUUAUCGGAAGAGAAGAAAAAUGACAUGAGUUUGAAUUCAGUAACUCAGCUGUCAAUCGGUCUUUCUGAACCUAGUACCACGGUUGUUACAUCUCUUUCAUCGGCACCUAAUUUUUGGUCAACUGCGUCUGCUGAUGAUACGUUUGUACACGGUUUCCAGUCGUUGAAUGGAACAGUUACAUUUCAACAAUUUCCCCCUGCACCAAAUUCGGUGAUGAAUGCAAGCUUUACUGGACAGCACAUGAGUAUGAAUGUACCCCCUCCUCAGAGACGGGCCAUAACAGCCCAUCAUAAUUUUCCACAACGCCAGAGUCCAAAUGUUAUGUUGAAUAAUGCGAAAAGUUACCCCAACUGGAGUAACGCACCCCAAACAUCUUGGUCUAGUCAACAAAACCCAGCUACGUUGUCACCUUGGGGGAAUGUUCAGCCAAAUCAUCAGCGUAGAUCGGUGCCAAAUAUCAACGCUCUCGCCCCCAUGAAGAGGGCUACAAAUUUUCCACAAAUUCCCCAAUCUUCUUUCAUUGCUCCGUCCAAAUUUCGUCGGAGCACUUCCUUUCCUGGUCAAAUACAACAGGCUGCUCUUGGAAUGAAACCGCAGUUUGAAUACCAAGCAUAUGAUGACCUUCACAGGGACGGAAUGAAUUCUGUUGUGUUUAAUCAGGCAUCACGAUCGGAAUUCAACUUCAGCCGUUCUAGACAUAAAAAAGACCGUCCAACAAGUUUUGACACAAUGAGGUUUCCUGCUUUGGAAAGUCAGCUGCUUGAUAUCAUGAAGACAGGAGGACCUGAACACUUCGCUGAACAUAUGAAGGGGAAGUCUCCGUUUGACUUGGAAGAGAACCAGUUAAAUUCUGGCAACUUAGAUCAGACAGUUCCCAACAUAGGCACUCCGCCCCGUGUUUCACCCAGCUCACAGUCUGGUGUUGGAGAUAGAGUCGAGAGAUUCUCCAGGAAGGUCUUUGUCGGGGGUCUCCCUCCAGACAUUGAUGAAGAGGAGAUAACUGCAGCUUUCCGAAGGUUUGGCCCUCUUGUUGUUGACUGGCCACACAAAGCAGAGUCCAAGUCAUACUUCCCUCCAAAAGGCUACUGUUUCCUGAUUUUCCAAGAUGAGAUGUCGGUCCAAGCACUUAUAGAGUCAUGUUUGGUGGAUGAUGACAAGCUCUAUUGGUGUGUGUCAAGCCCAACCAUGAAGGAUAAACCUGUUCAGAUCAGACCAUGGAACUUAAGUGACUCUGACUUUGUCAUGGAUGGUUCUCAGCCUUUGGAUCCAAGGAAGACCAUAUUUGUGGGUGGUGUUCCCAGACCAUUGAGAGCAGUUGAACUAGCAAUGAUAAUGGACCGCCUGUACGGAGGAGUAUGCUAUGCAGGAAUCGACACAGACCCAGAGCUGAAGUACCCAAAGGGAGCUGGGAGGGUUGCAUUUUCAAAUCAACAAAGCUACAUAGCUGCUAUCAGUGCCCGAUUCGUCCAGUUACAACAUGGUGAUAUUGAUAAGAGAGUUGAGGUGAAGCCAUACGUAUUGGAUGACCAGAUGUGUGAUGAGUGCCAGGGAGCAAGAUGUGGAGGCAAGUUUGCCCCGUUCUUCUGUGCAAAUGUGACGUGCCUGCAGUAUUACUGUGAAUACUGCUGGGCACAGAUCCACUCCCGACCCGGCCGAGAGUUCCACAAGCCACUAGUCAAGGAGGGAGCAGAUCGACCACGUGCUGUGCCAUUUCGUUGGUGCUAACCAGCAAUGGAAGCAAGGCAGGAUGAACAUGUUGACCCUUUGACUAUCAACUCUUACAUAGGGCUUAUGCUUUUUUAUUGUUCAUCCACUUUUUCUAUAGUUGAAAAUUUUCUUCAGGGUUGCCUCAAUUAUUGUGAUAUUGUCCUUGAAGUAAACGUCAACCUUUGAAUUGACACUGCGAUAAUUGUGAAUCAUCUUACUAUUUGAUGACACUCAUUUCAUGGAAGUGGACGACGAGCUGGUGGCUGUUUACGAAACAACACAAAGUGUACUUGCCAAGGUUACAGCGAUACCGAGAAUGAGGUCAGAUAAAGGUAAUCAUUUGGUACAACUGAAACUGUUCGUGCAGAUUCAAAUGAAAGAUGAGUCGAUCUCACGAUACCAAAGAUGUGUAUGUGCAUAUUCAAAGUAGAUGGUUGGCAACAGUGGUACGUAAAUCUUUUCACCUUUUCUAGUCUUCAGUGUCUGUGGUAUUUUAUAUGGAUUAUAUACAGGAGGAAGAACAAUUUGAAAAAAAAAGUUUAUUUUGGCAUAUAAGGUAGGAAUACUUCCUAUAUUAUUAUGACAAAAUAAAUGAUGGUGUAUGUUUCAUGUAUCUCUAGACAUUUUGAGGUGAUAUCCAUUUCUAUUGUGAGCUGUAUCUAGUCACCAAGGCAGAGUUUCCAUGAUGCACCUUAGCUAGUGCACAUUGGAAAGGGUUAUGCAUAUGUGUAAAUCUGCAGGGAAUAUAUAUUUUGUAGAGAGAUAUGUAUGGUAAUUGUAACAUGUUCAUUUGAAAUUCAGCAUUUAUCACUUUGUAAGAUUACUAUUUAUAUAGUCAAUUUUAUACAUUGCGCAGAAUUGAAAUCUUUUAUUGCAUGCAAAAGACUAUUUUUGUUACCAAUUGCCAUUUCUUUUUUAUGAACGUUACUGUGAUUCACUGAACACAUUCACUGGGUAUUUUUGGCAAUUAUUAUGAUCAUAGAUUGGCCUCCUCACUACACCAAAAGCAAAUCUGUAGUUGGCAAGGAGAAUGUGCGCAGUGUGCCAUGACGUUUCACAUGCAUUCCCCGUCAUUUAGUGCCAUAGUGGCUUCCAGACCUGUACCCUUCUCCUAAUGUGCAGGAAAGGAAGAAACUUAUGUUUCUUUGGGUAUGUGUCAAAUGUUCUCAAACUAAUCAAGUCAGUUGCCAAUUCCUGCAGUCAUUAUCUCUGGUGAUAGUUUUUUGAGAUAGUCAGAUCAUGACUGCUUCAGUCAAACUCACUAACUUGUACAUCAUGUAUCUAGUCUUGCACUGUGAAAGGUUGAAAUUAUAAUGAAAUGGCUAUUUUUCACCUCUCUGCAAGAAUGUUUGACACAUUUCCCUGUGAUAAAUCUCUGAUUCCUGUCAGUCGCACAUAGAUUUUCUCUGGUGCAAUCGUGCAAUUUGUUUAAGGUUGUGUCACUAUAUAUAUUUUGUUUCAGUCAUAUAUUGCUCAAUGAAGAUGAACUUAUAUUUUGUUGUUGAACCUUAGAGAUUUAGUUUCAUCUUUGUUAAUGUUUUCAAAGACACCUUAUUUUUGUAUAAUCACACUCUUUGUCCAAGCAUGGGGCACAGACUAUGAGAUUGAUUUUAAACCUUUGAUUCUUUUCCACAGUUACCUGUUGGAUCUGUUUUACAUGCAUUUAAGAAUUUAAAAUUUCACAAAGUUAUUCCCUUUUAUUGGCACAAAUUGACUUUAAAUGUAUCCUUUUUAUAAUUCAUGGCACAUUGGAAUAUGCACAAUUCUAUCCUUCCUAUUUAGCUUCCAUAUGAAGCUUUUCUAUGGAACUGAUUCUAUAUUUAUCAGUUCUCUUUAUCAAAUUAGUAGGAGGGCUAUCUGUGUUUAUGACCGAUUUUCAAGUUAAUUGAUAAUUGCCAAGUAUUGCAUUAAUCCUUACUCGACAUUUUGCAAUUUGCAGAAUUUGUUACAUUGUUCUGACAUUUGGACUUUUUCAACUUUGCAUGAUGUUUGUAAUAAGAUAAUUCACAUUAUUUUUUAUCUACUACAGUUUUUUAAUAGAUGUUGGGUAUUUUGUAUUUUUGUCUGUUUUUUAUAAUGUUAGCUACCUAAACAGUGAGAGAGAAAAGACAUAUGCUUCCAAUUUUUUUUACAUUAGGAAGAGUAUUGUUGCACUUGCUACUGAGAGGGGUGCACCCUCACAACUUGUUUUUAUUUAUUAUCCUAAGUUGUACUUUCUCCAUGCUUGUGUUGUUGAAUUAGUUAACUGUAUUUAACAUUGCCUUUUCUCAGAUCUGUGAUCAGUUAUUGAUGAAAUGUGCUAGCUCAUUCACAGUAAAGAAGAAUUUGUACUUUAUUAUAUUUUUCCACAUUGAAAAAUGUUGCGGGUCAUUUGUAGUGGUAUACCUGUGAUCAUAACUAAAUGCAGUAUAUGCCAACACGCCUGAAACUUACAAUAAAAGGCACACUGCAUAGUAAACACUUUUUGAUACAGAUAAUUGGAAAGGAGUCAGUUUUUGCUUGCAUUUUGAUAUCAUCAAAUGAAUCAAUUCCAGAGAAUGCAAUUAUAAGUGAUUUUGUCACACUAAUCAGCCGCCCCAUUCUUUAUGCCAAAGUUUUUUUACAGCGAAACUAGUGUGAAAGUGUGAAAUAUCACUUCCUGUAACUUCUUCCUAUUCACAUAUUGCCUCAAUUUCAAGCGAAAACAGACUCCUCCUGAAAAUAGGUCCACCUUUUGUACAUUUAAUACUCAGUUUUGAUAUGUUUAUGUUACAUAUUUUGAUACAGUGAAAAAAUGUAGAGUUUUGGUAUUUUAGUAUGUAAUUGUCUCUUACUUAAGACUGUCUGACAUCAUUUCCAAUGAAAUGCAAAGCAUUUGUAUUGUUUGAAAUUUUUAUCUAAAAUGACAGAUGAAAAUCAAAGUGUAAACAUAAACAAAUUAUUUAUCCCAUUUUCAUCUGUAGAUAUAUAUGUGUAUUUAUUCUGUUUAUUUUUUAUGGCCAGUUGUAUUAUGAUUAUGAAUAUUAUUUUCUGUAUGUGGACUGUUGCAUAUAAGGAAAAUCCCUACAGAACUUUGGAGUGCAAAUGCAUACAUAAUGCUAGUCAAAGAAAUAACUUCAAACAUACUGUUGUGUAUGUGAAGCCAGAGAUACUCUGGAAAAUAAUCAUUUAUGGAGUUAAAGUUUGUCUGAAUGGUUCAGACAAGUUUUAAAGCCAUUGUUAAAGUUGCAAGUAUUUUAAAUUAACUUAUUUAUUUAUAUUGUAGAGAACUACAACCCCAGUGCUUGCCAGCAUGGCCCUAUACUGUCUCAGCCCCAAAGGGAGAGAUGUGUGGGGGAACAGAGGAGAGGAGCACUUUCUCCCCCUCCCCCUCCUCCCCCACGACUCCUUCCAUUCUGUUUCAGAGAUGGACAUUACAAAUGUAUACAAUAUUAGAUAAAGGCAGGGGUCAUAGAUUCCACUUCUGUUGGUGUUGGGAUAAGCAGAAUCUUUCUACAAGUGCAAUAUUUCAGGAGACUUUCUAUUUUGGUUAUUAUGUGUAUGUAUUUAUUCAAAUGCUUAUUUUUAUAGCACAUUAACUGUUGCCGAGGAUUACAGUGACUGUAUCCAAGUGAUUUUAACCCAGAUGUACACAUAGUUCAUCUAAAGUUUAUAUUAUUCCAUGUUCAAAUAACAGUUGCUGUUAUUUUAGUAUUCUAAAUUUAAUAUAUAGUAUAAUUUUCUAUCUCCCACUUUGAUGAUCACUGGCAUGUCUCAAGAUAUUGUUCCUGUUCACCUUUUCCAGCCAGACGUGUGUGUGACAUGAUCAGUUUGAUCUGUUGUCGGUGUCAUCUGUGAUGUGUGCUAUCAUUUCAUUCAGUAACACAGUAUUAGUCUUGAUGUUUCAUCUGUUGCUGCCGGAGUAUGUGAUUAAGUUAUUAUUAUUAUUUAAUGUUAUAAGAUAUUCAAAUUAUUUUGUGUCUUAAUUAUUUUUGGAGCUAUGGAUUUUUAAUAUAUAAACACUACCUAUGAGAAUAAUCCUGUAGUAUGUAGGUUGGCAUUUAUCUGGACUUCGAUAAAUUAAGCAGUUUGUAUUCUUAGCUGUGUGUGGAAUGCUGGGUAGCUGCAUGAGGAAUAUUUCAAUUUCUUGACCAAUUUUCAUACCAGUUGUGUUUUGUAUAUGGGGAGUUUUUCUUAGCUAUUUUGUUGGAUGCAGAGUUAUGAAUUAUCAUAAAGUUUCUAUGUUUUAAUAAAA
This is a messenger RNA of Haliotis rufescens (red abalone), 6385 nucleotides long. RefSeq names its product cytoplasmic polyadenylation element-binding protein 2-like. Bases 202 to 2190 code for a protein of 662 amino acids. The transcript has 9 exons. Gene Ontology annotation, molecular function: translation factor activity, RNA binding; ribosome binding; mRNA 3'-UTR binding. Lineage: Eukaryota; Metazoa; Mollusca; Gastropoda; Lepetellida; Haliotidae. Gene Ontology annotation, biological process: negative regulation of cytoplasmic translation. The record is from RefSeq and is a predicted model, not a curated record. Gene Ontology annotation, cellular component: cytoplasm; nucleus; neuron projection.